This is a messenger RNA of Phlebotomus argentipes, 1220 nucleotides long. Its product is annotated as mitochondrial ornithine transporter 1. Bases 124 to 1044 code for a protein of 306 amino acids. Lineage: Eukaryota; Metazoa; Arthropoda; Insecta; Diptera; Psychodidae. Gene Ontology annotation, molecular function: L-ornithine transmembrane transporter activity. The record is from RefSeq and is a predicted model, not a curated record. The transcript is spliced from 5 exons. Gene Ontology annotation, biological process: mitochondrial L-ornithine transmembrane transport.
UCGAGUGGGGCAAAAAAAGUCUCGCCUGCUCAGUUCUGCCAGCGAAGUGAUCGCGAUCGUGUGACUCAACGCCACUGGCAUUUAUGAAAUUCUCUCAGAGACAGUCUCAGUGAGCGGACGAAAAUGCGCGGAUCGACGGAAUCGGGCGGCCUCAAGACGGGUGUGAUUGACUUCACGGCGGGAUCGCUGGGCGGAGUGGCUUUGGUGUACGUGAGCCAGCCUCUGGACACGUGCAAGGUGAAGAUGCAGACCUUUCCCACCUUCUAUCGCGGCAUGAUCCACUGCCUGAUCGAGACAUUCCGCAAGGACGGGAUCUGGCGCGGCCUCUACGCCGGCUCCAUUCCGGCCGUGGUGGCCAAUGUGGCGGAGAACUCAGUAUUAUUUGCCGGCUACGGCGCCUGCCAGAAGCUCGUGGCCGUGGUGGAGAAGAAAGACAACAUCAAGGACUUAUCACUGAUUGGAAACGCCACCGCCGGCUUCCUUGCCGCCUUCUUCUCCUCCUUCACCCUCUGUCCCACCGAGCUGGUCAAGUGCAAACUCCAGGCACUGCGGGAGAUGCAUAAUCAGCAGAAGACUACGCAGCCGGACGCCAAGUUAUCUCACAUAUCGCCUUAUAGGCUCACACGUGAUAUUCUCAGGAAAGAAGGGAUCCCUGGCCUGUUUCGGGGUCUCACGUCCACCUUUGCCCGCGAAAUGCCCGGCUACUUCUUCUUCUUCGGCGGCUACGAGGGCGCGCGGCAGCUCAUGACGAAGCCCGGCCAGUCUAAGGACGAUAUUGGGCCACUGAGAACCAUGGCAGCGGGCGCGUUUGGCGGGGUUGUGCUGUGGACAGUGAUCUUCCCGGCGGACGUGAUCAAGAGCCGCAUUCAGGUGGCGAGCCUGAGGACAAGCAUGACGCAAGUUGGCCUGCAGAUCUAUCGCACGGAGGGACUUUUGGCACUGUACAACGGAUUGCUGCCGUCCGUCAUCCGCACGAUUCCCGCCACAGCGGUGCUCUUCCUCGUCUACGAGUAUUCCAAGAAGCUGAUGACGGAGCUGUUCUAGAGAAACGAUUUAUUAAUCUACAGGACUCUGUGCUGGACAUUGACUACUGUUGACUCUUCAGGAGGCUCUUCAAAUACACCGUGCGAUCAUCUGGCGUCGCCAGUUUCCGCCAAGUAUACCAGGGAAUCUGAAAAGGGAUGGAAUUGGAUUAAAAUACAAUUUAAGGAUUUAAGGAA